UAUUUCAUAUCAUAAGGACUGCCAUAUAGAUCUAAACUAUCAAUUCCAUUAGUUAGUAAAUUAGGAUUGUGUGGGUAAGAAUUCACUAUGUUACAUUGUUAUCUUCUUUUAUUUAAACACUACACAAAUAUGUAUUAAUAUAUAUGUUGUCGCUCUAAAAUACCUAAUUAACAAGGCUCGCAACCUUUUGUGUUCUAAUCAAAGAGUGCUGAUAGGUCAAUUAUUCAAAGUCUCUUGAAUAAAGAGUUCAGAAACAGUACAAAAUGUAACUGUAUACUAUUAAUAAUAUUUUAGUCAACAGAUCCUGCUGUGGCCAUCUUCCUUUGCUUUGUGAAUUCAAUGAAUGGCUUCCAUUCUUCUUGGAAGUUUCUGUGUAUUUGUUUGUUGUACAGCUAAAGUUAGUUUGUCCUAUUUGGCCAUUUCAAAACCUUUUGUAAUCCAGUUUUCUGGUGUUGGCAUGUCUUGUUGUUUCCAUAGUUUUGCGUAUUCAGUUCUUGCUUCUGUUGUCAUAUAAAGAAAGAGUCUUUCUUGAUGUUUCCCAGUAGAAAAAGUUAUGGUUUUAAUGGGAUUUUGUACUCUAGAAUAGUUUCCAUGUCUCUGUGGAUUUUUAUUCAGAAUUCGUUAGAAUUUGGGCAAGUCCCAACAUAUCAUGUGUGUGUGUGUAUUUGAGAGUUUUUCUGGAGUUAUGUACCAUCUAUGUAUCAUUUUGUUGAAAUUUUAUUUAAUUGUGUGACUCCUUGUAAAUUUUAGUCAUUUUUACCAGAGCUCUUCCCAUUCUCGUGGACUUAUUGCUCAGCCUAGACUUUUCACCCACUGAAUCAUAGGUUUUUUAAUUUCUUCAUCAAUUGUAAAAUCUUUCAGAGGAAAUUGAUGCAGCUUCCCAGCUGGCUUGUUUUUUGUCUGUAGCAGUUGGUUCUGCUUACAAUAUGAAACACAUAUAUCAAACAACUACAAUCACAUUUCAAAAUUCCAUUUAAAUUAAAUUACAUUCAAACCUUUAUAAAUAAACAUUUCAAGUCCAAACGCGGUCUGUCAUUAUACCUUGGAUCAUAUAGUUGUCAUUUCUGCUGCUACUAUUGCUCAAAAGCCUGGUCCCACAACCUUUCUGCCUUUCUUUCACAGAGGAAAUGUGAUUUUUGGCUGAGAAUUUCGGAGUAGAGCCUGUGGAGGGAUUUCUUUCCCUUGAAAGAAAGAAGAGGGAGGAAAAACAUCUUGGAUACGGUUGGGUUCUUCACCAGAGUGGUUCCAACAUGGAGAGACCCAACUCACGUGGGCCUGAAGCAGGACCUGGGGGCAGUGGGGAAUCCUGGGAAAGAACCAGACAUGAGUCCCUGAGUGUGGACCUUGACAGCUCGGACACACAGCGCCAGCGCUUCAGGCAGUCCUCCUACCAAGAGGGUGAAGGACCCAGAGGGGUUUGCAGUCGUCUCCACGAUCUGUGCCGCCAGUGGCUGAAGCCAGAGCAGCACACCAAGGCCGAGGUGCUGGACCUGGUGACCCUGGAGCAGUUCCUGAGCAUCCUGCCCCCAGAGAUGGGGAGCUGGGUCCGAGAGUGUGGGGCAGAGACCUGUUCCCAGGCGGUGGCCCUGGCGGAAGGCUUCCUCCUGAGUCGGGCCGAGGACAAGGAGCAGGAAGGACAGGCCCCUAAUAAUAACUCCAUGGAAGUCCCUGCACCAGAGGAAUCUCCACCAGACACCACCCAGAGUCUCAGGCAGAAGGAGCUGAAGCGGGAAGGAGACGGGGCUGCCGCCUUGCAGGGUGAGAAGGAACUCUUCUGGGAGUUUUGGGGUUUCAUGCUUUAGGGGGAUGAUAAAUAAAUUAAAUUAUUGUUGGACUUUUUGUUGUUGUUAUAUGUACGCAUUGGGUUGCUAACAGUGUGAUUUCAGUUUGAUUUGUAGUUUUCUUUCAUGCAAUAGGACUGAAAAUGGAGCCUUCAGUGUCUUCCCAGGUGGGACCCUAAGCGAAGAUGAGUCUUGAAACUGAGCUGGAAGACAAACAGACAGCAAAGAAUCACUUUAGUCAAUUGAAACACCAAGCCCAGUGCUAGUUUCAGUUGAACAUUCUCACAGCACUGCUUGCGAGAUAAAGUCCUAAACCCUCACAUUGUACAUCUUCUUGGGCUGUUGAAUGCGCCUGUGUUCUUAGGGCCGUUUCCUCAUCGGUCUCUUUAUAGGACUGCAAUGGUCACAUCUGAGGCCUGUUUCUGUGACCAGCUUUCCACCCCUUGCUCUCUCUCCAGGGUCUGGAAUGAUGCUGUUGCCGAAUCCUCAGUCGUUUCUCCCCCUUUGCGAUGGAGUGGGACUGAGUCAGGUAAGCAGAAGGAUUCCUGGGAGA
This is a messenger RNA of Anolis carolinensis (green anole), 2334 nucleotides long. RefSeq names its product zinc finger protein 24-like. Bases 1251 to 1802 code for a protein of 183 amino acids. The transcript has 2 exons. The record is from RefSeq and is a predicted model, not a curated record. Lineage: Eukaryota; Metazoa; Chordata; Lepidosauria; Squamata; Anolidae.